This is a messenger RNA of Raphanus sativus (radish), 1315 nucleotides long. RefSeq names its product gibberellin 20 oxidase 1-like. Lineage: Eukaryota; Viridiplantae; Streptophyta; Magnoliopsida; Brassicales; Brassicaceae. Gene Ontology annotation, molecular function: gibberellin 20-oxidase activity. The record is from RefSeq and is a predicted model, not a curated record. The coding region runs from base 72 to 1217 and encodes 381 amino acids. Gene Ontology annotation, biological process: unidimensional cell growth; flower development; response to light stimulus. The transcript is spliced from 3 exons.
AAAGACUCCAACGAUCCUUGGUUCCCGUAUCGCCUAGCAUCACUUACUCAUCAACAAAAAGUUUAUCAGAAAUGGCGGUGAGCUGCGUAAGAACAUCUUCAGAACAAGAACACACACCAAAACUAGGCCUUGGUAAUAGUCAGUCACCACUAAUCUUCAACCCUUCAAUGCUUAACCUCCAACCCAAUAUCCCAGACCAAUUUAUUUGGCCUGACCAUGAGAAACCUUGCACCGAAGCUCCCGAGCUUGAAGUUCCCCUCAUCGAUCUCAAAGACUUCCUCUCCAAUUCCUCUUCUCCCUCUGCCACUUUAGAAGCUUCCAGGCUCAUCUCCGAGGCAUGUAGCAAGCACGGCUUCUUCCUCGUGGUCAAUCACGGCAUCAGCGAGGAGCUUAUAUCAGAUGCUCAUGAAUACAUGGCCCGCUUCUUCGAUAUGCCUCUCUCUGAGAAACAGAGGGUUCAGCGAAAACCCGGUGAGAGUUGUGGCUACGCCAGCAGUUUCACCGGUCGCUUCUCCACCAAGCUUCCAUGGAAGGAAACCCUUUCUUUCCGGUUUUGCGACGACAAGAACAGCCCAAACACUGUUCAAGAUUACUUCUGCCAUGCGUUGGGACAUGAGUUUGAGCCACUAGGGAAGGUGUAUCAAGAGUACUGUGAGGCAAUGAGUUUCUUGUCACUGAAGAUCAUGGAGCUUCUGGGGCUAAGUUUAGGCGUAUCACGAGACUACUUUAGAGUGUUUUUCGAAGAAAAUGAUUCGAUUAUGAGACUGAACUACUACCCUCCAUGUCAAAAACCAGAUCUUACAUUAGGAACAGGACCUCAUUGUGAUCCAACUUCUCUCACCAUCCUUCACCAAGACCAUGUUAAUGGUCUUCAAGUCCUUGUCGAAAAUCAAUGGCGUUCCAUUAGUCCCAACCCCAAGGCCUUUGUGGUCAAUAUCGGUGACACUUUCAUGGCUCUAUCGAACAAUAGAUACAAGAGCUGCUUGCACCGGGCGGUGGUAAACAGCCGGAGCGAGAGGAAAUCACUUGCGUUCUUCUUGUGUCCGAAAAAAGACAGAGUAGUGAAGCCACCAAGAGAGCUUUUGAACAGCAUCACACGAAGGAGAUACCCUGACUUCACUUGGUCUAUGUUGCUUGAGUUCACCCAGAAACACUAUAGAGCAGACAUGAACACUCUCCAGGCCUUCUCAGAUUGGCUCACCGACAAGCCCAUCUAAUAAAUAAAAUAAUUUCUGUCUUUGUCUUGUUAAUUACUAUGUUCUUUAUAUUUCAUGUAUAUGAUAAGAGAUCAAUAACACGCUUAGCAUUUCAUUUA